Molecule: messenger RNA, 566 nt
Organism: Leptosomus discolor (cuckoo roller)
Lineage: Eukaryota; Metazoa; Chordata; Aves; Leptosomiformes; Leptosomidae
Source: RefSeq, a predicted model, not a curated record
UCCCUGAAUUUGUGCGAGGGGAUUUUGGUGUUGGUGGUUGUUGGUGUGGUGUAACACUUGCAAAAGGCUGUAGCAUUCUGCAGCACGCUGUCCAGGGAUCACUGCUCAGCAGUGUACUGUGCUUUAUAUUGUAGCUUAUGGAUGCUGUGAUGUUACAGCUCUCACGAGCCCGAAAUCGGCUUACCACUCCAGCUACUCUGACUCUACCAGAGAUUGCCUCCAGUGGUCUCGCAAAAAUGUUCACCCCUGCUCUGCCUCCAGACAUCCUUGUGAAUUUCUAUAUUAACCUGAAUAAGCUGUGCCUGACUGUCUACCAACUCCAUGUGCUGCAGCCCAGCACAACCAAGAACUUCAAGCCUGCUGGAGGAUCCAUUUUACACAACCCUGGAGCCGUGUUUGAGUUUGGCAACCAGCGGUAUGAAGUCAGCCAUGUUCAUAAAGUGGAAUGUGUUGUCCCAUGGUUAAAUGAUGCCCUUGUCUUCUUCACAGUUUCACUGCAGCUUUGCCAGCAACUGAAGGACAAGAUCUCUGUUUUCUCCAGUUACUGGAACUACAGGCCAUAUUAA